Molecule: messenger RNA, 3113 nt
Organism: Pelodiscus sinensis (Chinese soft-shelled turtle)
Lineage: Eukaryota; Metazoa; Chordata; Testudines; Trionychidae
Source: RefSeq, a predicted model, not a curated record
AUGGCGCCUGAAAUGGGACACAGUACUUCAGUUGAGGGCGGCCAAGGGUCCUUCUCUUCCAAGCUCUUCUCUAAAAACCUCUGCGCCAACUGGAAGUUGUUUGAGGAGGCUCAGGCAAGCUUUGAACUUGGGACUUUGGUGAACUGCUUUGGAGCUGGCCUGUGGGCUGCUAAACAGUUCCUCCAGCUCGGCUCUGAAUCGGAGCAGCGAAGGCAGGGCCGCUACGCCGAGCGGCGAGGAGAAAGCUCCUGCAGAGUCCCGCGCUCUGGCUGUAACCCACUCCAGUGGCCAGGGCUACUGUCACUGAGCUGGCGUCUCGUGCCUUGUGGGAGCCCACCAAGAUGUUGCCUCGUACAGACGCUAAAGCUUCCUGCUCUGCCCUCCGCUAGGUUGGUGCGAGAGUUCGUGGCUCAGAACAACGCGGCGCAGAUCAAGCAUGUGAUCCAGAUCCUGUCGCAGGAGUUUGCUCUCUCGCAGCACCCGCACAGCAGGAAAGGGGGGCUCAUCGGCCUGGCAGCCUGCUCCAUUGCCCUCGGGAAGGAUUCGGGGCUGUACCUGAAGGAGCUGAUUGAGCCGGUGCUGACGUGCUUCAAUGACGCUGACAGCCGCCUGCGGUACUAUGCCUGCGAGGCCCUGUACAACAUCGUCAAGGUGGCCAGGGGCUCUGUCCUCCCACACUUCAAUGUGCUGUUUGACGGCUUGAGUAAGCUUUCUGCUGAUCCGGACCCAAAUGUGAAGAGCGGCUCUGAACUCCUGGACCGCCUUCUCAAGGACAUCGUGACUGAGAGUAACAAGUUUGACCUGGUGGGUUUCAUCCCGCUGCUGCGGGAGCGGAUUUAUUCCAACAACCAGUACGCCCGGCAGUUCAUCAUCUCCUGGAUCCUUGUGCUGGAGUCGGUGCCUGACAUUAAUCUCCUGGAUUACCUGCCGGAGAUCCUGGACGGACUCUUCCAGAUCCUGGGAGACAACAGCAAAGAGAUCCGGAAGAUGUGCGAGGUGGCCCUCGGCGAGUUCCUUAAAGAGAUCAAGAAGAAUCCUUCCAGCGUCAAAUUUGCAGAAAUGGCCAAUAUUCUGGUGAUUCACUGUCAAGCCUCUGAUGAUCUGAUUCAGCUGACAGCCAUGUGCUGGAUGAGGGAAUUCAUCCAGCUGGCCGGCCGGGUGAUGCUGCCCUACUCCUCAGGGAUCCUGACGGCCGUGUUGCCGUGCCUGUCCUACGAUGACCGAAAGAAGAGCAUCAAAGAGGUGGCCAACGUGUGUAACCAGGGCCUGAUGAAGCUGGUCAUCCCGGAAGACGACGAAACAGAUGAGGGCAAGCAAUCCCCGAGCCUCCAGACGGAGCCCGAGGAGGAGUCCCUCUCCCAGCAGGAGGGGGCACCCGGGGGCUGCCUGGAGACCUCCAGCGAGCCCAGCCUCAGCAGCGCCAGCGUCCUCACUGCAAGCAGCAGUGAGCGGGUCCCGGUGACCCUGAACCUGGAUGGGAUCGUGCAGGUGCUGGACUGCCACCUUCACGACACAGCCACCGGGAUGAUGACCAGAAUCGCAGUCCUGAAAUGGCUCUAUCACUUGUACAUGAAGACGCCACGGAAGAUGUUCCGGCACACCGACAGCCUUUUUCCCAUUUUGCUGCGGACGCUGUCGGAUGAGUCAGACGAGGUUAUCCUGAAGGACCUGGAGGUUUUGGCUGAGAUCGCCUCCUCCCCUGCGGGUCAGACAGAAGGCCCGGGGCUGUGCGAUGGCUCCGAUACUCGAUCCAGCCAGUCCGAGUUGCAUGUUCCCAUCAAAGCCAGCCAGCUGAGUUCCUCUGGAGUGAAAGGCAUGGAGUGCUCCCCCGCCACCCCCACCAUGAACUCCUACUUCUACAAAUUCAUGAUCAACCUGCUCAAGAGGUUCAGCACUGAGCGGAAGCUGCUGGAGACCAGAGGAGCCUUCAUCAUCAGGCAGCUUUGUCUGCUUCUCAAUGCAGAAAACAUCUUCCACUCCAUGGCGGACAUCCUGCUGCGGGAAGAGGACCUCAAGUUCGCCUCCACUAUGGUCCACACUCUCAACACAAUACUGCUGACCUCCUCCGAGCUCUUCCAGCUGAGAAACCAGCUCAAGGACCUCAAGACCCCGGAAAGCCGGAACCUGUUCUGCUGCCUGUACCGCUCCUGGUGCCACAACCCCGUGACAACCGUGUCCCUCUGCUUCCUCACCCAGAACUACAAACACGCCUACGACCUCAUCCAGAAGUUCGGGGACCUGGAGGUCACAGUGGAUUUCCUCACAGAGGUAGACAAGCUGGUGCAGCUCAUCGAGUGUCCAAUUUUCACGUAUCUGCGCCUGCAGCUGCUGGACGUGAAGAAUAACCCCUACCUGAUCAGGGCUCUCUACGGGCUGCUGAUGCUGCUGCCUCAGAGCAGCGCCUUCCAGCUCCUCUCCCACCGCCUGCAGUGCGUGCCCAACCCCGAGCUCCUGCAGACCACGGACAGCACCAAGAGCACGCUGGGCUUCAAGAAAGCGACGGCUGCCAACAUCGACUACCUGGAGCUGCUGCAGCACUUUGAGCGCGUCCAGAACAAGCACCUGGAAGUGAGGCACCAGCGAGCCGGCCGGGGGGAGCCCCCAGACCGAAGGGUCGUGCUCUGAGCCCGUGAGCGGGGGGAGCUGGCGGGAAGCGGCGGGUCCGUUGGGGCAGAGGUGGAGGGUGGUCGCGGCGCUUAGCGGAGGAAGGGUUUCCAGACACUGCCGGAGCCCAGCAUCCCCUGCUCAGCUCCAGAGUGGGGGCUCGAGGGACCAGCAAAGCCGCUGCCCCACCCUUGGAGACUCACUAAGGCCUCCCUGGCAGUCAGCUGAGGCCAGAGGGAAGAAGCACUUUCCGCUACCUCCAGCCUCCCGCAGGCAUGGGCCUGUGGGCCUGGGACUGGAUUGGCAUCGCCUCCCCCGUCGCUCGCCAGGUCGGCGUCCCUCUCGGUGGGCUCCUCGGCCUCCCACGUGCACUGGCCUCCGCUCCCUGUGGCUACCGCACCGUGUCGCCCUUCUGUGGCCUGGCACCCCCUGGCAGCCGGGGGCUGCGGUCCCAGCAGAUUUGUACCGGUCUGAGCGCCCGUGGUGGAAAUAAAAGUGUGCUGGCAGAG